Molecule: messenger RNA, 6834 nt
Organism: Onychostoma macrolepis
Lineage: Eukaryota; Metazoa; Chordata; Actinopteri; Cypriniformes; Cyprinidae
Gene: jarid2b
Product: jumonji and AT-rich interaction domain containing 2b
Exons: 18
Coding region: 783-4667 (1294 amino acids)
Biological process (GO): chromatin remodeling
Cellular component (GO): nucleus
Molecular function (GO): DNA binding; histone demethylase activity
Source: RefSeq, a predicted model, not a curated record
UCUAACAAGGGACGCUUAAAAACUGCUUAAAAACAAAAUCUGCAUCUGUCAACCGUCUCGAAUCCCUCGGAGCUGGAAAAUAUUUGACCUCUCUUCCCUCUUCAUACCGAAUCCAUGCAGACUGAACUGCCCAUUCUUUUAUUCAGUAACUUUGAAGUAUUGUUCGUUUCAGCGUCCCUGCACGCAGGGUGUUUUUGCGACGCUCCCUAAAGGCCGUAGUCCUUUUAAAGUUACCGCUGAGCGUGCUGUCGGGUGUGAUAGGCUGCUUAAAGAAAGAAGCUUCGCCUUGUGUUCAGAGUCAGAUGAGCCCGUGGUGCUGCUGGAGAGUUCACUCACCGUCUGCUAGCUCCAGCCAAAACGGACCACGAACCCUUUUCCUUUUUUUACAUUUUAUUUAUUUCAUCCUAUCCUCUGAUAAGCCUUUUCAAAACAAGAUGUAACUCACCACCGAACAUUUACAUCCUCACUUGAAUAAAUCUACAUGUUUUAAAGAGCCGGGAUGAAUAUCACUGAUGGAAGUUAUUGUGACGAAUGGUUUUAACUACGGUAUGCCGAUGUGAUUGUUUAUUUUGCCCUUUACCCUUGGCGGUGGAUCCCUAAUUUUGGGAUUAUCGGUAAUUCCACGAUUCUGCAAGGAAUCCUCAGCGUUCGAAGAGGGAAUUCUGCCCAGCCAAGCAAACUACAGGGGAUUUAAAUCGCAUUGCUCCGGGAAAAGAAGAGAAGCAGGAAGAAAAUUCAUGUGGCGAUUCUCUUCUUAACAAUAAAUCAUUUUGGAUUGCAGAAUGAGCAAGGAAAGACCUAAGAGGAAUAUCAUUCAGAAGAAAUAUGAUGAUAAUGAUGGGAUGCCCUGGUCGGAGGAGCGGGUGGUGCGGAAGGUGCUCUAUCUCUCGCUGAAGGAGUUCAAGAGCGCUCAGAAGCGCCAGCUCUGCGACGGCCUCAGCAAUGGAGGAAAAGGGCCUAAUGCUUCCUUGUCAAACGGGCAGCUGAAAGGAUGUGGGUCUAAGGGAGGACGUAAAGUGGACGGAUCUUUCUCUCAGAGCACAGAUGGAAGCAGCGAGUACUCAGUGGACUGCCCGGCCAAAAAGAGGCCCAGACUGCAUGCACAGAGGAAGUUUGCUCAGUCUCAACCCAACUCUCCCAGCACCACGCCGGUGAAGAUGGCCGACCCCUCUCUGCCCAUGCCGCUCACACACAUCACAUUCCUCUCCAGUCGCAAGCCCAAAACAGAAGACUUCCUCACAUUCAUAUGCCUUCGAGACUCACCGGCAUUACCCAGUAACAUGGCCUACUUCGGCUGCUCUCAGGAUGAGGAGGAUCUGGAAGAUGAAGAAGAAAUUGAGGAAGAGAAACCACCCAGUGUGGCAUCUACGUCAUGCCAGUCUACACCCAAGAAGGGCAAACCAUCUAGCAAGAUUAAUGGCUUCGCAUUGAAUGGCCUUAAGGUACACAAGGACAAAGAGCUCGUUCCUAGAUCCAGAGGCAGAGAGUCGUCUGUGGGGAGAGAUUGUAACGAGGGGUGUGACGCGUCUGGGGAGAUCUCCCACAAGCACACUGCAGCCACGGCCAAGAGCCACAACACCAACGGCCACAACUACAGACGAGCCGCAGAGGAACUCCGCAAGCAGGUCUCAAAAGUAAAUGGACUCAUACGGGCAUCAUCAGUCGGCAAGCAUGCGGCCAGUGCCAAAAAGUCGAAAGACUUCCGUCUGCCGUCCAAAACUGUGAAGUACACAGCCACCGUGACCAAGGGCCACGUCACCUACACCAAAGCAAAACGAGAACUGGUUAAGAAAGCCAAACUCAACCAUAGCAAGCACGCUUCUUCUGCUGGGCUCCGUGCUUACAGCAACAACCACCACCAUCAUUCUCAUCAUCCAACCAGCAACGGCCGUGGCCGGCCCCAGCUCUCUCACUCAGGAAAAGCCCAAAGUAUCAAUGCAAAAACCCGCAAACAGGUGCUAUUAUCGAACGGGGUGCAUAAGAUGACUAACGGGGGCCGGCCUAAUGGCAGGCUUAAUGGACGCCACAGUGCCAGGGAAGAGCAGGAAGAUGGCCGACAAGUGCGGCAGGGACUGCGGAACUCUAAACGCAGAAGUGAUGCCAUUACAAUCCUUGGAGCUGGAACUGAGAGUGACGAGGUUAAAACUAAGGUUACUGAGGUUAAGAAAGCUAAACUGCAGACUAGCCCACUGGAAACUCGCAGCAAGAAGGCCCUGGGUCAGUUCAAGCCCCCCAACACCGUCACUAUUGCACACAGUAUCACUGAAAUGGCCGCCUCCCCUACUCAGAAAAUGGGUCCUGCCCCUCCUCCGUCGCCCCCUGCUGCUCCCGCCUCCCCAGCCAUGCCCCAGAACCCUGCUACCCCUGAGCCAGCACGUCAGCGGCCCAAACGUGCCUCUGCUGGCAAACUGAUGUUCAUCAGACAAGCACAGCAGAGGGCCCAAACUAACCCCGCCCUCAACCGGACCACAUCCACUACCUCAGCCAGCAAAUCCUUCAAACCAGCAGAGCCCACACACACGCCUCCACCACGGCCAGACAGGGAACGGGAGAGGAGAAGGGCAGGGUGCGCGGCCCUGGGGGAGGUGCCUGUUUUCAAGCCCACCUCUAGGGAGUUUCAGGACCCUUUGGUGUACCUCGACUCAGUUCGCGAACGGGCCGAGUCAUCUGGACUGUGCAGAGUGUUGCCUCCUCCUGACUGGAGGCCAGAGUGCAAACUCAACGACGAUAUGCGUUUUGUGACACAGGUUCAGCGCAUCCACAAGCUGGGUCGGCGCUGGGGCCCCAAUGUUCAGAAACUGGCCUGCAUUAAGAAGCACCUCAAAUCUCAGGGCAUCUCAAUGGACGAGCCACCGCUUAUAGGUGGCUGUGAAGUAGAUCUGGCUCGUUUUUCCGAGCUGGUCUGCGACAUGGGUGGAAUGCAGCAGGUGAUGGACCUGAAAAAAUGGAACCGGUUGGCUGACCUGCUUCGCAUUCCCAAAUCAGCACAGGACCGUCUGGCCAAGCUCCAGGAGGCCUACCUCCAGUACCUGCUCUCUUAUGACCUGCUCUCUCCCGAGGAGCACCGGCAACUGGAGCAGGAGGUGCUGGCAGUAAAGGAAGCUCUAGAACGCAAGCGGGGACCCCUGGAGGGCCACUCGGAUAAUGGCCAGCGGUCUCUGGCUCUCCCCCGUUACGAACCCAAGAAUGGGCUCACCGGCCUCAACCACCGCAAUGGCUUCCGCAAUCACAACAAAGAGCCAGACACCCAGCGGCAGGCCGGCCGCCGCAGACUGUUUGCUCAGGAAAAGAAAGGGGAAAAAGUGGACAGUGAUGAGGCAGAUGAGGAGGCAGAAGAUGAAGGUGUUCUCAGUGACCAGCACAAAUGUAUAUACAAGGGGAAAUCGGUAUCUUUGACCACCUUUUACAGGAUAGCAAGAAAUGCUAUGAUGAUGUGCUUCAACAAAGAGCCUGGGGCUGCUGAAGUUGAGCAAGAUUAUUGGCGGAUAGUGGAGCAGAGGGACUGCCACGUAGCAGUGCAUUAUGGGAGAGUGGACACAAACACACAUGGAAGCGGCUUCCCUGUGGGCAAGUCCGAACCCUUUUCCAAGCAUGGAUGGAACCUCACUGUCCUUCCCAAUAACUCUGGAUCCAUUCUGCGCCAUCUUGGUGCUGUGCCUGGGGUGACUAUUCCCUGGCUGAACAUCGGCAUGGUCUUUUCUACCUCAUGCUGGUCACAAGACCAAAACCGCCUUCCAUACAUUGAUUACUUACACACUGGUGCUGAUUGCAUUUGGUAUUCUAUUCCUGCUGAGGAAAAGACAAAGCUUGAUAAAGUGGUGCACACACUGCUACAAGCCAACGGCACGCCGGGACUGGAAAUGCUGGAGAAGAAUGUUAUGAUUUCUCCAGAGGUGCUUUGUCGUGAGGGGAUCAAGGUCCACCGCACGGUCCAGCAGAGCGGGCAGUUUGUGGUGGUCUUCCCCGGUGCGUUCGUGUCCAGGGUGUGCUGCGGCUACAGUGUGUCUGAAACUGUGCACUUUGCCACACCACAGUGGAUGAACCUGGGCUACGAGGCUGCUAAGGACCUGAAAUACAGGCACAUAGCAAAACCCUUCUCUAUGGAGAAGCUGCUCUACCAGAUCGCCACAGCCGAGGCCAAACGAGAAAACAGACUUGUGCUCAGUACAAUCUCUUCUCUUCUCAAAGAUCUCAGGAACAUAGAGAUGAAGCAAAGGCAGGAUCUGUAUGAAGCAGGGCUGCUCUCCUCUGCACGCUACUGCACUCACGACAACAACCAGUCACCCACUGACACCAGGAAGAAACCCCGCAAGUGGCUGGCGCUGGAGUCGUCCGAGAGACGCUGCCAAACGUGCCAGCAUCUCUGCUACUUAUCUAUGGUGGUGCAGGAGAAUGAAAAUGUGGUUUUCUGUCUGGAGUGUGCGCUGCAUUAUGUGGAGAAACACAAAAGCUGCCGCGGCCUCAAGAUGAUGUACCGCUUUGAUGAGGAGCAGAUCAACAGUUUGGUGAAUCAGGUGUGUGGUAAAGCCCUGGUGAGGAGCGCAGCAGACGGCUGUAACGGCUCCAGCCCCACCAAACUGCCUGCCAAGCGCGGCCCCCGCAAGAGAUCCGCCGUGGAGCUGUCCCUGACCCACCUGUCCAAAAGUGCCGCGGCCGCAGUCUCGUGAGGAACGUCGCCCGGCCGCCUCCGUCACCCAAUCGAUUUCCUCUCCCUCUCUUCAUAUCAUCUGUGUCUUUUAUCACCCAUAUAGCAGGGCAGAGUUUCCUGUGUUGAAAGCAGGCUGCCUUUUUUGCACUAGCACACUAGUUUGUAUUCACCAGAUGUUUGAUAGCAUUAAGAGACAAGGUCCCAGGUGUGCAUUUCACUGACAGGUGUGAGUAUGAUGUCAUCCUUUCUGCCUGGACCCUCUUCCUCCUCGUCUUCGGCCCUAUUGACUGCACACACGCUCCUCAUGAACUGUGAACCUUGGGACAAAUGGGUGCUUCUCUCCUCGUUUUUCCAGACCCCUUUCCUUUGAAUGUUGGUGCUCGAUGGAGCUUCCGGAGAAUGUUUUUUUGUUUUGUUUUUGUUCAUUGUUUUGUUUUGGUGUUUGCCUUGUUUUUUUUUUUUUGUUUUUUUUUUUCUAUUUGCCUUAUUUUGGUGUUUGAUUUGGUUUUGGGUUUUGUUUUUGUUUCAUUUUGGUGUUUGUUUUGCUUUUUGUUUUGUUUUUGCUUUUAGUUAUUGUUUUUUGUUAUAUUUUGGCAUUUUAUUGUUUUUUUUUUUGUUUUUUUUUAGUGUGUUUUUCUUUUUUUUGUUUUGUUUCGUUUUAUGACAUCACAUUUGUUUUGAUUUGAAUUCAUUUAGUUCACAUGCAGCUCCUCUGCGGAAGACGCAGCUCUAAAGACAGUAAACACUUGAAAUUUAGCUUGUUUUAAUAUCUGUUUUUAAAAAAAAAAAAAAAGAAAAAGAAAAAAAAAGAGGAAGUACUGUGUGCUUUUAUUUCAACUGGUUUUUAUUUCACACUUUCCUCUGUGGGUUUGGGGAACGCUGGUUUCCAUGGCAGCGGGUUGGGCUGUACUUGAGGAAGUGGGUGUUAGGGAAUGAAUGAGCGGGUCCCGUCCCGGUUAGUGAGAGGGGUUCCUCCCACGCUGACGCUUACGAGCGAUACCUGUGCCUGAUGUUUAGCGGGGAGAUCUUUCUUUAUUUUGGUGCUGUUGUUUUUGUUUUAUUUUAUUUUUUUACUGUAUAUCAAUACAAAAAAGGUAAUAAGAAAGACAUGCUGUUUGCUAGCCUUCUUAUCCCACAGGACGGAAGAGCCGGAGGCUUUUUCCGCUUCUAGAUGUGCAAUCGUGUCAACAUUCCAUUCUUCCAGACUUAUUGAUUCAUCUGUAACAUUAGUUAACAUUAAUUAUUAUAUAAUAUUAUUGUAAUUAUAAUAUUUUGUGUUUUUGACUUAUUUUCUCUUUUGUUCUGACGUGCUAUCUCAAUUUAGAGCCACUAUUCAGAGGGUGUACAAUGUGAAAUACAAGUUCUUUUUUUUUCUUUGUUUCUUUUUGUUCUUUUGUCUUUUCCUUUUUGCAAAAGUAUCAUUGAUUUAAAGAAACUUAAGAAAAUCACCUUUUUGUACAUAAUCCUGUAAAUGUCUUUUAAUACUUGAGCCUUUGUUGGAGUGACAGAAGGAAAGGAUAGAUAGAUGGAUGAUGUCAGAUGAAGAAAAGCCUUAUAUUUCAGUUUCUUCAGCUGUUGGGAGUUUGAUGCGUACAGGGUUGCUCUGGUAAUGUGUAUAAAUUUUAAGUGCUGCUUACAUCACUGAGGACUAAGAUAUGGAGUCGCGAUUUCCCCCUAGUUUUGUUUUUUAGGUUUACUUUUUUAAAGAAAAGGGAAAAUACUUUCACAAAAAAAAGGUUUUUACAUUUUCAUUACUGAAAAUUCAACAUUGUAGUAGCUACUCAUGUUGCACUGACCUUGCCAGUGGUAACUGACGAGGGAAAAAAAAACUAUAAUCCAGUUUGUUGGUUGUUGCCCUUAACAGAAGACUGAGCUGUUUUAGGAGUAUUUAAUGAAAACCAAGUUGAGGUUUUUCAACAAAAAACGGCGGUUGUCAAGUUUUUAUGGCCUUACGAUGUAUUUUAUUCAGAAAUUUUGUUGGUUUUGUUCCUUUUUCUACAAUAUGAGAGAUUUGCUCACGGUCAGACGAGUUAAUUUAUUAGCACUGCGUUUCAGCUCUUCCUCUCAUGAGCAAAGAUUUCAUGUUGGUUAUAUUGCCAUUUUAUUUUAUUUUGUUUUUCUUUUUGUUUUUACUUUUUCAAUUUGUACUUAAGGUUUAAUAAAAACUCAUGGACAAUUCACUGUCA